Salvelinus namaycush (lake trout) is the source of this 588-nucleotide messenger RNA. Its product is annotated as conserved oligomeric Golgi complex subunit 6-like. The record is from RefSeq and is a predicted model, not a curated record. Gene Ontology annotation, biological process: intra-Golgi vesicle-mediated transport. Bases 132 to 389 code for a protein of 85 amino acids. The transcript has 4 exons. NCBI's taxonomy places the organism in Eukaryota, Metazoa, Chordata, Actinopteri, Salmoniformes, Salmonidae. Gene Ontology annotation, cellular component: COG complex.
UUGAAGCUCACCUGGACACUCUGAUCAACGAACAGGCUUCGUUUGUUCUGACCCGUGCUGGACUGAGCUACAUCUACAGCUGUGUACAGCAGCACAGCCCAGAACAGGGGCCUCUGUCUAACCUCCCCAGUAUGGACAGCUCCUCUCUGAAAGCAGCCAUGACCCAGUUUGAUCGUUACCUGUCUUCUCCUGAUACCAUGGUGAUGCCUCAACUCAACUUCCUCCUCAGUGCUGCCAUCAAAGACCAGAUCUUCAACCAGUCGACAGAGCUGGUGUGCAGGGCGUAUGGAGAGGUGUACACAGCCGUGACCAGCCCAGCCAACAGCUACAAGGAACCAGACAACCUGGUACCACGGUCUCCUCAGCAGGUCCAGGCUCUGCUGUCCUAACACACCUGGUCUAACCAGAGUUCACCUGGUCUCACCUAGGCUCUACAUGUCUCUCUGGACCACCUGAAGCCACGCACACAGCGGUGAAGGAAGAAAGCCCAAUGGCUUUGUGAAGUGGACCGUUAUAUGAAAUUAUUGUUUGUUAAGUUACAACCUGUAUAUGUAAAUAUAACUGGGAAUAAAUGAGGUUUAACAGGAA